AGGUUAUAAAUGAUGACUUUCAAUCCUACCCCCUUUGACUGACUACAAACAUCUUCCGGAUUUCGUAGCGGAAUUUGCAAUCUUUAGCUACUUCACAACCUAAUUUCUUCACAUUCAACCCAAACUGUUGACACAGAUUCUUUGAUGCCAAGUCCUAAAUCGUCUUUUUUGGUCUAUGAUCAGAACACAUAAGUUAUCAUCCAUCACUCGUCGUUCUCAAUCUAACCCAUUGCGAAAAUUAUCCAUUUUGAGGGAGAAGAGCUCGAAGAAGGAUUCGCGAACAAUGGCACCUCCAAUUCUAUCUUUGGCCUUACCAUCAGAAACGGGUCGGGUUCUCAGUAUUCAGUCUCAUACUGUUCAGGGUUAUGUUGGCAAUAAGUCAGCCGUCUUUCCACUCCAACUUCUGGGGUACGAUGUCGAUCCGAUUAUGUCGGUACAAUUUUCAAACCAUACAGGAUACCCAACUUUCAAGGGGCAAGUUCUGAAUGGAAAACAACUUUGGGAGUUGAUAGAAGGCCUAGAAGCCAAUAAUUUAUUAUACUACACACAUCUAUUGACAGGUUACAUUGGUUCAGUUUCUUUUCUGAACACCGUAUUAGAAGUAGUCAGUAAGCUUCGGUCCAUCAAUCCUACACUUACAUAUGUUUGUGAUCCAGUGAUGGGUGAUGAAGGAAAGCUGUAUGUUCCUCCAGAGUUGGUGUCGGUGUACCGUGAGAAGGUAGUCCCUGUUGCUUCAAUGUUGACUCCCAAUCAGUUUGAAGCUGAACAAUUGACUGGAUUCAGAAUUGCGUCUGAGCAAGAUGGGCGGGAAGCAUGCAGGCAUCUUCAUGCAGCUGGCCCAUCAAAGGUUGUGAUAACAAGCAUAUGCAUAGAUGGGAAUCUUCUUCUGAUUGGAAGUCAUCAGAAAGAAAAGGGUCAAUCUCCUGUGCAAUUCAAGAUUGUGAUCCCUAAAAUACCUGCGUAUUUCACGGGGACAGGAGACUUGAUGACUGCACUAUUACUUGGAUGGAGCAAUAAAUAUCCCAACAACCUUGACAAAGCAGCAGAGCUUGCUGUAUCAAGCUUACAGGCAGUGCUGAGUCGAACGCUGAAGGAUUAUGAGGAGGCAGGGUAUGAUCCGCAGACGAGCAGCUUGGAGAUUAGAUUGAUUCAAAGUCAGGAUGAUAUUCGAAACCCCGAAAUUGAAUACACAUCUCAUUUAUACGAUUAAUUCCUCCAUGUACCAUUAAUUUCCAUUUUAUCACAAUACAAUCUACUUUUCAUAUACAAAUUCAAUAGGGGAUACAUUUAUGUUAUGAACACUGGGUUUUUUUUGUAUC
Messenger RNA from Cynara cardunculus var. scolymus (artichoke), 1319 nucleotides. Its product is annotated as pyridoxal kinase. The record is from RefSeq and is a predicted model, not a curated record. Gene Ontology annotation, molecular function: pyridoxal kinase activity. NCBI's taxonomy places the organism in Eukaryota, Viridiplantae, Streptophyta, Magnoliopsida, Asterales, Asteraceae. Gene Ontology annotation, biological process: pyridoxal 5'-phosphate salvage. The coding region runs from base 176 to 1210 and encodes 344 amino acids. The transcript has 13 exons. Gene Ontology annotation, cellular component: cytosol.